Puntigrus tetrazona (Sumatra barb) is the source of this 6883-nucleotide messenger RNA. It is a transcript of the gene inpp5jb, whose product is annotated as inositol polyphosphate-5-phosphatase Jb. Bases 576 to 2651 code for a protein of 691 amino acids. Gene Ontology annotation, molecular function: phosphatidylinositol-4,5-bisphosphate 5-phosphatase activity; phosphatidylinositol-3,4,5-trisphosphate 5-phosphatase activity. The transcript is spliced from 13 exons. Lineage: Eukaryota; Metazoa; Chordata; Actinopteri; Cypriniformes; Cyprinidae. Gene Ontology annotation, cellular component: cytoplasm; plasma membrane; ruffle. Gene Ontology annotation, biological process: negative regulation of peptidyl-serine phosphorylation; phosphatidylinositol dephosphorylation. The record is from RefSeq and is a predicted model, not a curated record.
AUGCUAAAUGCUAAACCUUCACCCUUUUGGCUACCUCGCACGCUCCGGGCGAAGUGCAGAUAUUAUCUAUUAUAUCCACAGCGGCGCUUCGGCGGAAUAAUACCACGUGACAGGAGCAUUACGUCCGCGGUGAUUAAAAUCGCUGACGAAAGCGACGCCAGCAGCGCUGCUGCAAUAAUGAAGCGCGAGCAGCGGCUCUGAAGGACAGCGGUAACCGUUCGCGUCUGUCGUUGACAGCAGGCGCUGCGGUGUGCUCGGUGAAACCGAUUCCCCGUCGAAGAACACCGCGACGUCCGCAGAUGAAAUGCACCUGCCUUCGGCGACCCAUUUUCUCGUUUCUCUAAACCUCAAGGUCCUUCGCCGGUAAUGUAACGGGAAGAGCGGGCACUGGCGCGGCACGUCGGGUCUAUCUAUUGAGUGAACGGACGGUAUUGUCGCAUAAUGAUGAGCUUUUCUGAUCUCUGAACGCGAAUAUAUUCAUCAGCGAGUCUGGUUUCCAGCGGUGCCAAUCAUAUUGCCUGUCAACAAACCACCAGUUCUCCUCAGUCCGUCUUGAACAAGGAAAUUGGAUAAGCAUGGAACCAGAUCAGCAAAUUCAAAGCCAGGGCAAUGAUCUGGCAUCAUCUGCACAACCAAAAGGACCAGCAGAUGCAUCUUCAUUUUCCACAACUUCUUCUGCCCCUUCUACACCCCCGACGGCCCCGGCCAGGCCACGCCGGCCUCAGAGGAGCCAGCGAGUGGAAGGAUCUAUCGACGUAUCCGAGCCCAAGCCUCCAGAAUCUCCUAAACCACAGCAGCUGAGCAACCAGGCUGAACCGAGCAGCCCCGACAGCUCCAAUCACCCCUCAGAACCUCAGUCUCAACUCAAUGUUGAUCACGGACCUCCAAGUUUGGCUGGACAGAAGCUUUCAGGACAUACCGCAGUGUCUCGGAGCCACAUUGCAAUGAGGGCCGCUUCGCUUCCCCAGGCCCCGUCGUACAGACCGCCGCCGUCAGAUUCCGUCUUUCACCCGCAGAGGGCCCUGUCUGUCGCUGGGACCGCCGACACUCAGCCGCAGGUGGUGGAGGAUUUCAGGGUGCACAUUAUCACGUGGAACGUGGGCUCAGCCAUGCCUCCCGAAGACGUCACUUCAUUACUGGGGCUGAAUGUUGGUGAUGGGAACACAGACAUGUAUAUUAUAGGCUUACAGGAAGUGAACUCAAUGAUCAACAAACGACUGAAAGAUGUUCUUUUCACUGACCAGUGGAGCGAGGUCUGCAUGGACGCUCUCAGCCCCUUUGGAUAUGUACUGGUCACUUCUCAGAGGAUGCAGGGAAUGCUGCUUCUGGUCUUCGCCAAGUACUUUCACCUGCCGUUCCUGAGAGGCAUUCAAACACAGACCACUCGCACCGGCCUCGGCGGGAUCUGGGGGAAUAAAGGAGGCAUCAGCGCUCGAAUGAACGUUUUUGGCCAUUCGAUCUGUUUCUUGAACUGUCACCUGCCUGCACACAUGGAGAACUCAGACCAGCGCAUGGAGGACUUCGAAAGCAUCCUGCAGCAGCAGCAGUUUGAAGGACAAGCAGCUACAGGCGUCCUGGAUCACGAUGUGGUUUUCUGGUUUGGAGACUUGAACUUUCGAAUCGAGGACCUGGAUAUGCAAAUUGUGAAAUCAGCCAUCGACAAUAACAAGCUUUCCACUUUAUGGGAAAAAGACCAGCUGAACAUGGCUAAAGGCAGUGAGACUGUGCUUGAAGGCUUCCACGAGGGCCCGCUUAAAUUCCCUCCUACUUAUAAGUUUGAUGUGGGUACGGACACUUAUGAUACCAGUGGUAAAAAGCGUAAGCCCGCAUGGACCGAUCGUAUUCUCUGGAGGUUGAGGCCGAUGGCUCAGGUCAGCAACAGCAUGUCGAAGCGCAGCUCCCUGUCAGGUCUAACCAGCGGAACUCGUGUCUCACAGCACUUUUACCGCAGUCACAUGGAGUACACCGUCAGCGACCACAAGCCAGUCUCCUCUAUUUUCACUUUGCAGUUCCCAUACAGGGUGGACAUGCCUUUAGUAACACUCUUUGUAGAGGAUGAAUGGAGAGAGAUAUCCGACGCAGUGGCCAAAUUCAAGGUGACACCCAACUUUGCUCGAAGCUCCUGGGACUGGAUUGGGCUUUACAAGGUUGGGUUUAAACAUCAUAAAGACUAUGUAAGUUACAUUUGGGCCAAGCAGGAAGAGUCUGACUUCUUAAGACAGGAGCACCAAGUGAUUUUUACAGAGGAAGAAUUGCCAAAGGAUUCUGGGGACUUCAUAUUAGGUUAUUACAGCAACAAUAUGAGCUCUAUUGUGGGCGUCACCGAGCCAUUCCAGAUUCAACUGCCAGCAUCCGCCGCAGCUGGUCUGAGUCCGUCUGACAGCUCCGACUUCACGUCUGAUGAUGAGGUGAAGAAGAGCGACUCCUGUGACUCCGGCCCCGAGACCGAAGAGAAGCAGAGCAGCGGCUUGAGCUCCAGACGAGUCGGAAGGAAGAUGGCAAACCCCAACGAACCGCACUCCAAAGAGACCUCGGCACAUUCCAGCUCCAGCAGGCCGGCCGGCGGGACCGACGGGUCCUUCGGUGACCCCUUCCCCACGGAUGACAGCUCUAACUCAGGAAAAGAUGCAACCAAGCCAGAGGAACCUUAGCUAAGCACAGCACCUUCUCUGGAGAAAGAUAUCAGCUCGAGGCUGGGGUCGCAAGUAUCUGCUGGGUCUGUGAUGUCGUUGUACAUUUACUGUCCUGUGAUGUUGUUUGGAGAUGUUGUCUUAUAUGUUGCAGGGCAGAAGCGUUUAGUGUGUGGUUCCCUCCAGCAAACACAAGAGGGCGGACUAAAUUGUUUGUGCCUGUUCUGUCAUUCUAUUCAUAUUCUUCUUCUCCUAUUCCUCUCUAACUGCACAAUACUAAAUCUGAAACUCUAAGAAGUAACCUUAGAUGCACAAUAACAUGCGAUUCGUGGAUUUUGUUUUCCAGAAUCAACCAGGGUUUAAUGCACAAAAUUCUUAUUGGAUUUACUGGAGCAGAUCCGCUAUGUUUUCCAGUGCUCUGUUCCAAACUCUAGUCGAGCUGCCUAUCACGGCACCGUUAGCUAUGUUUCCACUCAAAACUGUGAAUUUAAUUUAUACGCAAAACUGAAAUACCACACUAAAGUUUUACAAAUGAAGGACUGUUUGCAUCCAGCUAGAUAAAGAGAACUUCCUAAAAACUGGUGCCACAUAUCUUUAAGAAAAGGUCAUUUUCUGUAGUAGGAGAAGCUACUGUGGGUCUUUUUUGAUGACUUACAGCUCAAAGCACGCAGACAAAAUGUAAUAAACAAGAGUCAUGCCAUUGUGAAUUCGGAGGCGGAUACCUGCUGUUCGGAAAUACAACUGUGAAAGACAGUUAAUCAUAAUCAAACCACUUUGCUGACAGACUUUGGCUCAAACUUUUAAAAAUGACUAAAACAUUUCCGAUGCUGUCUCACUGCACAAAGUCACGUGGCUUUUUUUGAUGCACGUAAAGGAAUUUAGUCAUAGUUUUUGUGCUGUUUUCUUAUCAGAUAAAAAAAUGUGUCUGCCUCAAUUUGUUGCACAUCUCGGAAUUUCCAUCAUGUGUUUUUUUUUUAUGCAGUACCGCAAUAUGUGCAUACAAAUAGGUGGAUGGAAACAUAGCUAUCGAAAUGCAAACGAUAUCUUGUUUUGGCGAAGCAUCUCACCCCUAAAGGACUGGGCAAACUGCACUGUGAGAAAUACUCGACUACGAAUCAAAUUCUGAAAAAAAUGGAGUAAAACAGCUCCGUCUCAGUGACUGUUUCAGGCAAUAUUCCUGUGUGCUAUGUAAUUUGCUCAGAGUCUGUCUGAGGUAAUCAACUACGAGUCAGGUUUCUAAUGGGAAGUGGUGCAUUAAAAGACACUGCCUUGUAAGGUAACCUAUGUAGAUAACAGAAAGCGAGGCAGUUCACUAGGUUUUGGAGCAGAGCUCGUGACUGUACAGUGUCCUGCCACAGAGGAUGAUGAGAAUACCCUGCUGAAGGUGACUUGCUGUCAUCAGCACCUUAUUAUGCCAGGGAAGACACAUGCUCUGAAAAUGCAUAUAUUUACUCUCCUCAGGUUUUGAAAGGCAGACACACAUAAAGGGAUGGCUUUUGGCUAGCGCAGCACUCGGUAAAGUAAAGUUUGUAUAUUAUUCAUGUCCAUUACCAUCUUAACCAACUGUUAGCAUUUUACGAUAUUAUAGGACAAUGAUGAAGUCUAUUGCUCUCAAAGUUGUGACUGCUGUGCUGUCAUGUUCCUGUGGUUAAUGUUCUCAAAUCUUAUUUCGAAGUAACGUCCAGCUCCUCGGCCUGCUAGUUUAAAGUCAACAUGAAAUGCUGUUCACAAACAUAUUUUGAGUUGUGCAUUUUAGAAUUAAACAGGAUAGCCAGUGAAAAAAAUACAAGGUGGGCUUUGAAUUGAUUGGAUUGUGAAAAGUGGGUGUUAUUGACUGGUGUUUUGUGACAUCAUCUGAAAGGAAAUAUAUGUGCAGAGAUGCAUUUUUAAAAGAUGCACAACUCAUUCAGUGUAAUGAUCGACCUGUGGAAAAAGAUCUAAGUCAAAAACGUCCAUCUUAAAAAUGUGUUCUGUGAGCACAAUGGUCAGGAACAUCAGCUGGUGCAUCUUUAUAUAGAAAAAACUAUGGAAAAGAAGUGCAUUUAUAACUUUUUAUUACACUAGAAUGGAAGACUAUGAAAAAAAAAUGUAUUAAAUGUCAUUUUGACCCUGCGUUGUAAGGGUUGUAAGUGCAUUUUUGCACUUAAGAUCACACGCCGGGAGUAGAAUGAACUUCGGUAUUGCUUUUUUAAAAUGCCGUGUCGUUUUAGAUGGCGCAAAAGACAAGACAGCUGAGGUCGAACAUGUACGUCUACUGCAAUAGGCAGAAAAAAAAACUACGUUCACACUAACUUACCUUUUAUCACACUUUAAUAGAAUUACUAAUCGAUAACUUUUAACUGCUGAAUGGUGUGAGAUGCUGCAAAAGAUGCGAGAUUCAAGUGCAAUGGUCAAAAUGUCAGUCUAGUGAAAGUUUAUGUAGAAAAACAUUGGAAAAGAAGUGCAGUGUAAUGCAAAACGCAUUCUGUGUGAACUGCCAUUAGGUGCGUUCAUGUAUAAAUUCGCUGGAGUUUGCAAAACUAGGCGUUCCUGUAUUAUCUGACAGUAACAGACAAGUAAAGUAUAAAGUGUUUUAUUGACAAUAAACUGGGCUCAACUCACGUUGACCGCAUUUUCACCGAAUGGCUUUUAGUUGUUUUGUCAGUGAAAAUCGGGUAACACUCUCCAGAAUUGUGCAAACAGCAUCGAAUUUGAUUUCAUGUUGACUUUAAACGACGUGGUUUCUAUCUGAUCUUUUAGUCUGACUUGUGCCAAGUAUUGUAUCAUGACUGUACUUGUGGUAGGAAUCCUAGCGUAUGUGUUGUCUAGGGCUUUCUAGGAUUUAUCCUACAUGGUAAGAUCUCUGGUCUCCUCUACAUCUCUUCUCCUUUCUCCUCUAUUUCCUCUCCUCUCCUCUCUCAUUCCCCAUCUUGUCUUUUCGUCUCCAGUUCGACCCCUCCAGGGUCACGGUAUCUGUUUUGACGUCGUCUACAGGGCUCUACUAAGUGCUCCGAUUAUCGUAACUUAUUGGAUUAGUAGUUUGUAACCCAUAGAAAUUUUGUACCAUGACUACUUAGCCUUAGGACACGUGGCGUGCUGUCUCACUGUUUACAUGGUUAGCUGAGUGAGAGUAUAAGCGUGUCAGUGUAUAUGUUUUUGCAUGGACGUGUUCACAGUAUAGUGCUGUCUGCCACCUUUCAAUAUCGUGUCGAGAUGUGUCGCUUCUAAAUGGAACAGAGAAAAUACGGACGAUGGAAGACGUUAAAUAGUCAUUCUUUUACAUUCUACGCGUUUUUAAACUAAUCUUUAUAGUUUGCUGUUGGAAUAUCUUCGGAAAUCGCAAUCUGGCAUCUUGGAACAAGAUACUUUUUACUAGAAACACUGUAAGUCUAUAGCGAGAAAAUGGCACUUUGACAAAAGUUGAGGCAACUUAAUUCUAGAUGUUUGUAUGUGUUUUAGAUACGUGAUCUCUAUUUUCCGUAAGACCCUCACAACACUUACCAUGUCCGAUUUCUUCAAACCUAGUUCAUUUGCAACAACACAAGUUGCCGAAAAAGAAACCAAAAUCAGGAUCAGGUGUGUUAAUAGUCAUUAUAUUUUUAUACUCCAUUAGCCAUACAAAAUUUAAAAGCUAAUAUGAAUAAGAUGCAGUAUUGGAAAAUUCACUUUCCUUUAAAAGCCAAAUAAAUGUUUUGCAAGUGCGAGUGUCUGAUACUUAAUUUUGGUUGCCAUGCAUUUUUCUAUUAUUAUUAUUUUAUUCCGAGAAAUUAUAGAAAUAUAUAUAUAAAAAAGCAUGCAAAGGGAAUGUUAUAAAUGGAAAUGAGCUCAAUGAUUAUAUAGAUGAGAUGUGGGUAUAUAAAUCCAGUAUGUAGAACAGAUGACAAUCAGUGCCAAAACAGAAAAGAAACUUUAAGAUUAUAUUUAUUUUCUUAUUCAUGCCAUUAUGUGCAUGUCAGAUUCUGCUGGUCAGUGUGUUUAUUUAUAAAUCAUUAUGAAGAAAGUGAUUUAUGAUUAUAUUGAGAACAUGAAUUUAUAAUUUUAUUUUUCAGUUCUGCAUCUUUAUUGUUCAUUAAAGCAAACGUGACAUAGGUGUUUGCUUUGUAUUCACCUUGAUUAUAAUGAAACACUUUUUUUGGACUUGUACUGAGCAGAAUGUAUCGAUCUGGUAGACUUGUGAAUCACUGUUCUUGGUUGUUGUUGUAUAAUGGUGUCUUGCCUUAGACCACUGUCAAAUAUUGGUGUCAAAAUGGAAAUAAAUCCUUUUGAAAGUGGAA